CUUCGCACAGCGCGUGCGCUGUUGUACCAUAACGACGUGAUGAGCGUUUAUGUUUUCAGUAGCAACCGUGAGUUAAACUGAACAAAGUCGUUGUAAAAGGCUGAAACAUGUCAACCCUCCGGGAUGAGACGGCAGCAGAUGUGCCGGUCAAGGACGUCACGGUGGACCUCUCCAGACUCACACCGGCUCCACCAGAGUCGUCGACCUAUCAGCACGCCCGUGCGCGGCUGGACAUCUCGCGUGUGUCCCGGGAGGAGCUGGAGGACCGCUUCCUGCGGCUGCAGGAGGAGACGCUGCAGCUCAAACAGCACAGCCACAAACGGGAUGAUCUAAUCAAGAGACUGAGCACAAAGCUGAAGAGGCUGAUGAACAACCGUGACCGCAUGGAGCAGCUGGCAGCAGGGACAGCCCCAUCCUCCAGGGUCCGAGACGUGGAGAUGGAGGAGAUGAUGGAGGAGCUCCACGAGAAGGUCCGGGCCCUGCAGGCCGAAAACGAAGGGCUGAAACAGCGCCUCCUGGUGGCAAAGCAUCAACUCAUCAAUCGUCAGAGCCAGAGGCCGACGCCGUACGACCGCAUCCAGCCGCGAGUCAACACGGGGUUGAAGAAGUUCAGAGACGACAUGUCGUCUCCGUCUUUAAUACGACCUAAAAGUACGAGGAGUUUGGAGGGAGGAGGACGACCUCCGACUGGCCUGCUGCCUCGCUAUGGGCACAGUCUGCUGGAGGAGGCCAGAUCAGAGAUCCGCAACCUAGAGAAUGUGAUCGAGUCCCAGCGGAGCCGCAUGGAGGAGCUGGAAGGUGCAUCGGAGCUGCUGAGGGAGGAGCUGAGGAGGAAGGAGGCCGAGUAUGAAGAGAGACUCCUGCAGGUCCGGCAGGAGCAGAGCUCCAAACUGAGGACGCACGUCAACAGCAACGUGACGCUGAUCAAACUGCAGAAGCAGCUGGCGGUGAGAUCCAACACCGUGGCCGAGCUGGAGGGGCGAUACCUGCAGCUGCAGGAGAGUCAGCAGACGCUUAAGCUCAGUCAUGAAGCGGCGAUGGCGAAGGUGGACGAGCUGUCGGCGGAUCUGAAAAACGAGCGGCUGAAGCGCUUGGAGCUGGAGAAGCAGCUGCAGAGUGCCAGCGUCUCCAGGACGAGGAUGGAGCAGCUGCAGGAGAGGAUCGGCGAGCUGGAGCAGGACAGAGACCUGCUGAAGGACAGCAACGAGAAGCUGCUGAACAGCGCCUUUGACGUCUCUCAGCAGGAGAAAUGGCAGCUUCAGGAGCAGCGGCUGAAGCUUCAGAUCUCUCAGCUGGAGACGGCGCUCAAGGCCGACCUCGUCGACAAAAACGAGAUCCUCGACAAAGUCAAGGCCGAGAGAGACACAAACGAGAAGCUGAAAGAAGCAAAUCAGAAGCUGGAGGUGCAGUUCCUGCAGCAGAAGCAGCAGCUGGAGGAACUGAACGAGCAGCUCAAGUUUUACAGUCGGGGGAGCGACUACGACGUGGCCGAACUCACCGAGGCGCUGCUGCUCGUCAAAACACGUAAAUCCCAGAGGAGUGGAGAUCUGGACUUCCUGAGGGAGGCGGAGGAGGAAACGGGCGGCACCAGCAUGGAAAACGCCAUUAAGGAGCUGCGAGCCGCUCACGCCGAAACCAUCCAGGAGCUGGAAAAGACCCGGAGCCUCCUGAGCACGGAGAGCCGGAUCAGCCAAGGCUACAAGGCCGAGCUGGACGCCGCGCUACGCAAGAUGGACGCCGACAAACUCGAGUACGAGCAGAAGCUAGAACGCCAGGCUCAGCUGCUGGACGCCAGGGCAACGAAGAUCAGGAAACUGGAAGCUCAGCUCAGAGACAUCGCCUACGGGACCAAAACCUACAGCGUCAAAGCGGACGCCACAGCCGAGGACGAGGCCGACGAAUCUGGCGAAGCGCUUCACCUGGAGAGUGGAGAAAACCUGCUGGAGCUUCAGAUAGUAGGCGUCACGCUGUCUGGCUCUGCCCUGCAGAUGCGGGGCGAAGCUGAGCCCGCCACCUUCUGUACGUACGCUUUCUACGUGUUCGAGUUGCACGCCACACCGGUGGUGACGGGCCGCAGUCCAAAAUACAACUUUACUUCUAAGUACGUGGUUAGCGUGGACGAACGCUUCCUCGACUACCUCCACCGGGGCGCGGUGAGGGUGGAGCUGCACGAAGCGCUCGGUCUGGACUGGAGGACGCUGGCGGCUGGCGAGCUUCGUCUGCAGCAGCUGCUGGAACAGGACGGGAAGGUUCACGGCAGCGUGGCGCUCGUCGGGUCGCGUGAUGAGGCGCGCUGCUUCGGCUCCUUGGAGUUCUGGCUCAGGCUGAGGGUGCCCAUGACGGAGACGCUGCGACUGUACCGAGAGAAGAUGAAGGCGCCUCCGCCAACGACCGGCGACUGGAACGAGCUCUUCAUCACCGUCCGCCGCUGCUCCGGCCUUCAGCCGCGAGGCUCCUGGCAGCCGAGCCCCUAUGUCGUCUACAAGUUCUUUCACUUCCCCGACCACCCCACCGCCACCGUUCACAACCGCCAGGACCCCGACUUCCAUGACCUCAGGUCGUACUCCGUCUCGAUGGAUGCGGACCUGGACCGGUACCUGAAGUCGGAGCUCCUUCAGUUCUACGUGUUCGACUACAAAGAGGAGCAGAUGGACACGUACCUGGGGAAGGCCCGAGUCCCUCUGAGGACGCUGACCCACGACGAGAGCCUCACAGGUGUGUUUUCGCUGGCCGAUCCCUCUGGACUCCCUGCCGGGAACAUCGAAGUGACUCUGAAGUGGAAGGUCUCCUACAUCCACCCGAUGGACGCCAUGGAGGACGAGCCCAGGUUUACUCCUGUGGAGGAAGCGUCAGAGGCCAAACAACAGCCGGAGGGCAAGGAGGCCCGCCGCCAUCGCGCCGAAUCUCGGGCCCCGCUGCCCAAACCAAGACUGAAGACUCAGAUGAAGGGAACGCCACCUGCCAAAAAAGUCACAUUUGUAGAAGGGACAGCCGCCAACCAACAGCUGGACGCGCCGAGCUCAGCGGCCCGGGAGGCGGAGACUCUACCUGCAGCACCUGUACAGGUUUUGUCCAAAGGUGCCGGAGAGGAAGAGGACGAUGAAAGAGAGUCUGACGUCUCUGAAGGACAGCUGGUCACAGGGAGCGCUGCGUCGUACUCUGAUGACUCUGAAAUCUCUGAGGAAAUCAUCGAAGAUGUGGAGGACGUCCGAGCAGCUGCAGAGGCUCAGUCUGACAGCGAUGACUGCAUCGUGCCCGGAACGGCCACGGCGAGGAAGCCAGAGUCCAGGUGCUGGCAGGCUAUGCUAACGGGACCGUCCUUUCCCAACAGAAUCCGGUUCACAGUGGUGAGCGAGCCUCCAGAGGAAGAGGAGCAGGAGAGGGAGUGUGAGGAUGUGGGCGUGGCCUUCCUGAGGAUCCCUGACAUCCUGGAGAAACAGCGAGACGUGACGGAGGAGCGUUUGAGCGUGCUGGACGUGGAGGACAGCAGCGAGGUGGUCGGCACCCUGACGGUGUCCGUGGAGUGUCUGGAGGCUCUGCGCUCCAUCAUGGAGGAGGAGGAGACCGCCAUCAGCUCGCUGUGAGAGGCGUCUCAAAUGUGACGUCUCUGUUGUUUCAAAGCGGUGAAUAAAGAGGACUGUGCUGAAGUCUGC
This is a messenger RNA of Pundamilia nyererei, 3653 nucleotides long. RefSeq names its product RPGRIP1 like (gene rpgrip1l). The record is from RefSeq and is a predicted model, not a curated record. Gene Ontology annotation, biological process: retinal rod cell development; non-motile cilium assembly. NCBI's taxonomy places the organism in Eukaryota, Metazoa, Chordata, Actinopteri, Cichliformes, Cichlidae. Gene Ontology annotation, cellular component: photoreceptor connecting cilium. Bases 108 to 3584 code for a protein of 1158 amino acids. The transcript has 24 exons.